Molecule: messenger RNA, 441 nt
Organism: Puccinia graminis f. sp. tritici CRL 75-36-700-3
Lineage: Eukaryota; Fungi; Basidiomycota; Pucciniomycetes; Pucciniales; Pucciniaceae
Exons: 1
Coding region: 1-441 (146 amino acids)
Source: RefSeq, a predicted model, not a curated record
AUGGACUUGGAUCCCCAAGCCUCGUCCUCCUUGGCAAGUACCCAGAAACGCCGUGAAUCUCCGGAAGUCAGAAUGCUUUCGAAGGAAGAGAAGAUUCAGCUCUUGACGAAAGAGCACAUUCUCCUCUGGAAGAGGUGCGAAGCCGCUCGACCAUCAGGGGCGACAGAGGAGCUCAAAGCACUCCUCUGUCAAGCCCAGGAAAGUCAAAAGACUCUCCAAAAACUGAUUCCUCGCAAAGAGCUUGAAGAGUUCGUCAAGGGCUGGAACCCUUGGACGAUCAAGAAAGAGCUCUACCCGAGCGCUCCGAAGAAAGACGGAGGGAAGAAGCGCAGCUCCUCCUCCAAAGACGCGAAGGUGCUUUACAAAGACCCGAAUCGAUGGAAGAAGGUCAUGAGAGGCUGCAACAUCUCAGAGGCAGCUUACCGCCACAUGGCGGACUAG